AUGACUUACAUGGCUCCGCACACCUUCUUUCCCUCUGCGCAUGUCAACAACGCAAAGGAGACGUCCUUUCUCUGCGAUACAGAGACAAGAUUCGCGCAAGCAUUCAAUGAGGUCUUCCUUGACGCUUUCAACCCCAGCACGCCUUGGUAUGAGCCCGAAAGGCCGGAUCUCUCUUUUGCUUCGACAUCGGCAUCAAGCAGUGAGCACGAGGAUGCCAUCUUGGAACCACUCCUCCCUCAGCCCAUCGCUCCAUUCGGUCUCCCCAUCACGCCUUGUGCACACCCUUCCCAGUUAGCCACCGUUCCCGAGCCGGUCAUAGCCACCUAUCCCGAUGUCAAGGCUGGAGGGUGGCUCGAGUUGCCUGUAGCCGAGGCUGGCGAACAGGGGCAAGACAACGUGGAAGAUCAAGGUUUGGGGCACCUCUUUCUCGGCAAUGCAAUUCCCUUCCAGUUUUCCGCUCCAAAAUGUAAUAGCUUCGGGUUUCUUUCAGAGGCAGAUACCCUCUGGUCAGACGAUAGCUCCAGACAGUCAUCUGUCGAGUCAUUGGCGGACUCGGUCAAGGCCUCGCCCUUUUCAUUGAAGAGAAAGCGGCCUACAAAGCAGACACGACGCAACCCAAGCCCUGCAGAGCGCUGUGGAUUCGCCACGCCGCGAUCUUCGAGAAAGCAACAAAGGUCGCGCCAGAAUACAUUGGACGCGGCGAGAGAAUCCCAAUCUGGGUCGCCAUGUACUACGUUUCGGCGAAUCCAUAGCACAUUUUCCUCGGGAUUAGGCCCUGUGCAGGACCCAUCCUACGAUACCAACACGGCGCCAAUGCCACCUCCCAGGUCGCAACGCAUGUCCACGGAAAAUAGCUCAGGUAGUCUCGAUUUCGACGUCGAGGCCUGCACGUACAACGAUUUAGCAGAGCUUCUAGUUCCAUCUCCAAGACAGGGGUCCUCGGGACCUGGUGCUACACCAGCAGCAACAGAUAUCGUUGCAAGCGAUGCCCAGUCGCCGGCGCCACAUACCUCUGCGACCAAGACUGAGCUAACUAAUGAACGUGCGGUCUACGGAAGAAUGAGCGAUCUAUGGCUCGACCCGAGAACUCUUUCUCCCCGCUUUCAGACGAUGCCGCCUAUGAUGCCGCGCUGGAGCUCACCAACGAUACGGAUGCCCAGCCUGGCAUCCUAA
Messenger RNA from Parascedosporium putredinis, 1173 nucleotides. NCBI's taxonomy places the organism in Eukaryota, Fungi, Ascomycota, Sordariomycetes, Microascales, Microascaceae. The record is from the annotation of a GenBank genome assembly.